Messenger RNA from Trichoderma gamsii, 3240 nucleotides. RefSeq lists its product as hypothetical. The transcript has 5 exons. The coding region runs from base 1 to 3240 and encodes 1079 amino acids. NCBI's taxonomy places the organism in Eukaryota, Fungi, Ascomycota, Sordariomycetes, Hypocreales, Hypocreaceae. The record is from RefSeq and is a predicted model, not a curated record.
AUGACUGUUGCUAUGAGACUUCAAGGCUCUGGGCAUGGCCUUGGAAGCUCGCCGUCUGGUAGAAGAAAUCCUGGCUUUACGUGGAUGAGCAAAGAACCAGACCUCGACGACAAGCUUCAACAUGUUCCGGGGCCAGGUUCCCCCAAGACAACUGGAGAUGGCCACUCUAGAUUCUGGCCUCAGAGUAGCGUUGAGCAUAGAGAAGACAUUUCCGAGGAAUCACUGGCAGAGGGUUUCACGUUUCCACCGCGAGAGAAACCUCGUCCCGGCCAGUUCAGCGAUAUUCCUCGCCGUGCAUCACCUGCAACGCCCGCUACUGCACUGGUCUCCGAAUUACUCGAGAAGAAGUUUACCUCGCCACCAAAAGACAAAUUUACGAUUCCCUUCCCCACCGCCUCGCCUUUGGACUUGCCAGAGCUCUGUCUUCCAAGCAAACCAACUGACAUGAGCUCCGGUGUACCAAAGAUAGCUGAGCUACCAGUACCUAAGCCAGUGUUUCCCAUUCUUUCAGGCCAUUCCUAUACCAAAGAGUCGGCUGGUUCUCGAAGCGUCUCACCAAAGAGUGCUGAGGAAACAAAUAAGGGUACAAGGCUAUUGUCACCUCCAGAACAUACAGCUUCUCCAGAGCUUAGUCGCUAUCAAAAGCUUCUAUCCACCGCUACGCACAAAAUGACCCCUCCCACAGAAGAUAACAACUAUCGCCCAUCACAACAGCAUGUUAAAGCAAAGUCAGUGGGUAGAAACGAACAACGCCAUUCAACGCCCAGCAUCUGCAGCGAUCUGGAGCUUCCCACAUACCGUAGCUAUCCCAAACCACGGAGUCAACACCAUAAGGACUCCUUGAUCCAACCAAUACCCUGUGCCUCGACCAAAAGUGGUAAGAAGCUGCCACGCCACCGAUCAAGUUCAGUUGCAAGCAGCAAUAUAUCUAAAAAGAGGUGCCGUAAGCAACAACCACGCCACCGAUCAAGCUCAGUUGCGAGCAGCAAUAUAUCCAAAAAGAGAGCCGCGAAACAGUUUCAAGUCAUGACUCAUAUGUCUGAAUAUAUGAAUCAAUGUCUCGACAUUAACCAUGAUGCAUACGUGGAAGCUCGAUCAGAGGCUAAAAGGCUCCGUGGCGAUAUGCAGCAUCAAGAAACAGAGCUUGAAAAGUCGCGUGCGUUGUUGGAUGAGAAAGAUGCCAAACUCAGCGAAAUUGAGAAGCUUUACAAGGAAUUGCUCGAAGAAGACACCCGUAUCCUUGGAGCCAACAAGAGUAUGAUCUCGGAUCUUGAAUCUUUGCGCCAGCAGCUAUCUGAAGAAAAGAGACGGUCAGAUCUUCUGAAAGAAAAACAUCAAGAAAGUCGAUCACGGCUUAAUGAUGCCAUCAAAGAACAGCAAGAUCUCUUUUCUCGUUCUCGAGAUCUCUGUAAAGAGACACUGGAUCAAUUACGAAAAGACAAGGCGGCUAAAACUUUAGCUUCGGACGCUGUUGACAAGGCUUUGGAAGCUAGCCAGAAGAAACGCGCAGAGAUGAAGCAGUGUCUUGAGGAGUAUCGCGUGCAAGCGGAUAAAGAUAUCCAACAGAAGGAUCAAGCCAUAACCGUCCUGAAGGAGAAGCUAGCCCAUCAGGAAAGAUUAUUGGCUCAAGAGAAGCAACUUGCCGAUACUCUGCGUGCUCAGACAGAAGAAAUGAAUGUAGCACGAGAAUGCGUUCGAACAUUGGAAGCCAAAGUAGAAGCUUUGAUGGCGCAUCAUACCACACAGAACGAACAACGUCAAUUGGAUGCUCGGCAAAGCACAGGAAUGAUGGACAUGCUGAAUUCGAAGUUAGAUGCUUUGAUCAAUGGUGGAAAUUUUGCCGUGGGUAAUAUGCUUUCGCGAGAUGACUUCGCCGUCGAGCUAGCUAUCGUCGAAGAGAGCAUCAUGAAGAGAAGAGAAGCAUUUCAACUUGCACGUGGAUGGGCAGAAAAUAAGCAAGACAAUGGCGUGCAGAUCCAGGGCCUCAUCAAACAAGUUCAGGAACUUGGCGGCGGCUUAAAGAAAACAGAAAAUAUCUGUGAGCACAUCGGGCAAAAAUUCGACGCUUUAGUUGACAACGAGCAAAGCCAACAGCACACCACCGACACUCACUUACAAGGCUUGACACAGCGUUUUCUGGAUCGUGAGGCGAAGCUGGAUGAUAUGGAGAGUCGGCUUGAGCAGGUGCAUCAAGGCUUCACAACGAAGAUUGAUACACUAAUCUCUAGAGCCCUUAACACUGACAAAGAUACCACUAAAUUGAUUCGCAGUGCUGCUACUGAGCUUCGAGACGUUUUGGGGCGGGGCUUUGGGCAGGAGAGAGAGAGAAUAUCGCAGCUACUGGUUGAAAGCGAAAAUAUUUCCAAAGUUGUUGCUGCUCAUGUCGAAGAGCAAAAGGAAUCUGCUACAAAGAAUAAUGACAAAAGCGACGAAUUGCAGGCGGCUCUAGAAAUUGAACGUGAGGCUGUUGCACGGCUAACUCGCAAACUCCAAGAAUUUGAACAUCAAGCCCAAAGAAACGAAGUACUUCGUAACCAAUGGUUCAAAGAGAUCCAAAGUGUUGAAGCAGCACGAGCGCAGCUGAAGACAAUACAAGAACAAACCUCACCUACCAAUGAUUGUGAGAAGAAGAUCGACAGGCUUGUGGAAAUCAGCGAACUUAUUCGGUCGUCAACCAGCUAUCUAGCUACAGAGAGUGAAUGGAUCCAACAAGAACUGGUAGCUAGAGCUCCAGAGCCAACUGUCGAGGUGGACAAUAACUCGUCAGCAUUUACCAUUCAGUCAAGCAGAGGGGUAGAAAACCGACCAGCGGCGAAGGAUGAUGGUGCGUUCCGCAAAGUCACUGUCCAUAGUCCUGAUCCGAGAGAGAGCUCGCCAUCACCUCCACCAACAGUGAUGCAGGAGCAAAAGCGGCGUCGUGAAACUACGCAGCUUAAGUCUAUUCUCAAGGGACAGAUCCAGUCUAGUACGCUAGAGGUUGACCAGAACAAGCCCCCAGAUCUUUCGAAUGGCUCUCCUGGUAAAGCGAGCGCUUCAUCAAAACAAAUGGUUGCUGAAAUAUGUUCUAGAAUGGUUCGACAUGACUGGAGCUUUCCGACUGUUGCCGAUUUCGAAAGGGACAUUCAGCUAACCAGUAAGAAGCGAGAGAGUCCCCAGGACAACACGAUAACUUCGCGGCUCGAUAACCCCAGCUACCAGAACGCAAAGAAGUCCAAAAUUAUAAGCUAUAUGAACGAGUAA